ACGCGGUCAUAUUUCACGCGUUUCGUAAAUAGACUAUUGGCCCCGUUCGCGUUCCAUAAGAUGCAGCUAUUUUUAAUAGAUCAAUGAUUUCGCAUAGGCGUUCUGUCUUUGGAUGCGUACCAUUCAAAUGUAAUAAUCCUUUACCACAGACCGGGAGACCUUUGAAGUGCUGAAAAGAGUGGUGUUCGAAAAAUAAAGUGUCCUCUGAAGACAUAAUUUCUGCCGUUUGAAACUUUGCAUUUCGCUUACGUGUGACGUCACCAAGAAAACUAACGUACGUGACGUGCGUGUGUACGUCCCGAGCUCGAUGAGCUGAAGUUCACCGUAUCUGAUCAGCUGGUUGUGAGUGACGUACAUGAUGGAAGGAGAUUCAUCUUUAAUAACAUUUAGUGAUGAAUAUCGACUACUUGAAGUAUACCACCAGAAAAGGAGAAAGCCAAUCUUCAGACAGGGGCCAAGUCUCUACAUGUGUAGAACUGGGUCAAAAACAGGUGGUGAAAUAUUUGGUGAUGUGGCUGAAAAACUGACCCAGAUUGUAGACAGCGGCCUUCUUGUCAGAGAUGGAGUGGAAGCAGACGGCGAGGAGUCCAUGGACGAUGUUAUACAAAGGCUUGUUGAAUUACUGAAGGAAUCAGGAGAUGAGCUAAACCAGAAGAUUCAGAAGAACCAUGAGCUUUUAAGAGGCCUGCAGAGUGGUUUCUCUUAUAGCUUGUUUGACAGACUGACCUCAGCCUUCAUUGGGAGUGUGGUGCCAGAACAUGAGCGGAGCAGAAUGAAUCGUGAGCAGAUCGCUCUGACCUUUGAGGUCACCAGCAGACUCGAUGCUCUAGACCUACAGCCCAUGAACAGGAUCAUGGGAUUUGGGGCUCAGUACCUGCAACAGCACUUCAGUCCCUGGAUUCAUCAGCAUGGUGGUUGGGAGAAAGCCUUUCUUGUUGAUGAUGAAGAUGAAAUCCAUUGACAAGACUGCAUAAGCAUGGCAUUCUUUCAGACGUAUUACUCCAAAACCCUCACGGAUGGUUAUGUGAAGUACAAUUAAUUAAAUGUGAUUUAUGUUUACACUGCUUGUGAUUUUUAAUAGGUAUAUUGAAGUGUAGAAUAUGCAAUUGAUUCCUAUGAUUUUAUAACUUUUUUACACAAAUGUAAUAUGUAAUCAUCAGUAAAUUACUCGUAAAGAUUUUGUCAAGAUAAAAUAGCACAAGUGUUCUCAAAACAGUGCAGAGCACUUAAAAGGCAGGUUAGCAUGUAAUGCUAAAAUAUAAUGCUUUAUUGAAGUUGACAUUGUUUGCACAAAUAAAGCAAAUACCACA
This is a messenger RNA of Xyrauchen texanus (razorback sucker), 1310 nucleotides long. Its product is annotated as apoptosis facilitator Bcl-2-like protein 14. The coding region runs from base 356 to 961 and encodes 201 amino acids. Gene Ontology annotation, biological process: regulation of apoptotic process. The transcript is spliced from 7 exons. NCBI's taxonomy places the organism in Eukaryota, Metazoa, Chordata, Actinopteri, Cypriniformes, Catostomidae. The record is from RefSeq and is a predicted model, not a curated record.